AUGGCGGUUCUUUAGUUUUUCGUCAUCCCUGCAGACGAGACUUGGGGCAAAGUACCGCGGCUAAAUCCCUAUUAAAUACUCUCUACGAUUUAAAUCAAUUGAAAAUGGUCGAAGAACAGAGACGCCGCGUUGAGAACAAGAUGACGAACAUGAUCGAAGACAUUGACAAGGCUUAUUUACGUAGAAUGCAGGGGGAUAUGCACAGGUGCGCAGCGAGGUGUUGCGACAACGAGACGUAUAGCAUGCAGAAAGUUCAUAACUGCGUCGAAAAUUGCAGCGCACCGUUGAAUAAAGCUCAAAAUUAUGUUCAAGGUGAACUCGAACGUGUUCAGACAAGACUGCAGAGAUGCGUUAUGGAAUGCAACGACAGUAUAAGAGACCAAAUGUCGCCAAAUCCGACGCAGGAUGAGGUGAACAAGUUCAGCGACAGCUUUGAAAAGUGCGCUACCAAAUGCGUAGAUGUCUACUGCGACCUGUUGCCUUCUUUAGAAAAAACUAUGAAAAAAAUGCUCGCUGGUUCGAAAUUUGAGCAAUGAUGUAAGUCGAUAUUGAUGGAGUCGAAUAUCGGAAUUUUCUGUCAAACAACCGCAUUUAGUUUAUUACUUUCGUAAUUCUUUGUACGCAACUUCCAAGCGUACAUGGUAUGUAGUAAAAAUAAAUACCAAAGACGAUGUGGGGUCUAAAAAAAGACCGGCAUUCUUCUACUUGCUAGUUUAUCUACAAUCGUCUAACUUCAUAUUUCACAACGUCUUUUUGCACCAGAUUUUCUCUCCACUCGAAAGGUCAUUCAUUUAUUAUUUACGUUUGCAUCGUUAUAAAUAUACGUGUAUAUGUACAUACAAUAUUGUCUUAUGGGGAAAUGAACGGAUAGCCGACUACUCAAAAUGUUUCAAGCGAUUCUCAUGUUAAUCUAAAUUCAUGGAACGUCUUAUAAACGCUGUACAGAUUGCAAUAUUUCACAGAUGUUCAGUCGAAAUAUAAAACAAGUUGAUGUUAAUCUACUUUUCGUGUUAAUAAAUCUACCUCACUAUUAGAUAUCUGUAUUUAUAUAAUUAGCGUAACUUUAUGAAAUAUAGAAGAUCAUAAAUCUUAUUCCAAUAUAUUGCACAGUAGGAAAACAAAAUGAACUAUAUGCGGACCGUGGCAGUCAUAUUAACUUGGUCCAUGUUCUACCUUGGAAUUGAAUCUAUUCCUUCAGCCAGCAACUUCGAAAAUUAGUAAAAAUUGCUAGUUCAACGACAUUGCCUGAGCGAGAACCUGAAGCGCAACAGAAUUUUCUAUAUUCAAGCUUUGCGAUGCAAAGUAGGUAAAGAUAUCAACCCUUUUUUAUGUCAGAUUUAACAGUAAUAACUUAUUAGCAAUAGCAAAAAAAUUGAGUACAACAGAUAAAUAAUAUCAAACAGAAGGGGAAAAAGUUUUUCUAGUGAAUGGUACGCAGAAACAGUAAUAAAUGCAUUUAUUUUUCUCCGAGUCAUGCUCCGAUUUUUCGCAUGCACUAUAAUGUUUUAUCCUUACAAAGUAUGCAUUUUGUUUAUUGUUUCUUUUUUUCUUUCAUCUUCAAGUUUUUGCGUUUUUCCUCGUCUGAUUUUGAAUUCUAGUAAUAAUAGAUGGUUAACUUAAAUUAUCAUGAAAUUAUAAACUUUCAUCCGUACGACUUACAAACAACGUAACGUCAGUUAGCUGACGACUAUAUUUUAUUACUGCAAUAAUUCUCAUCACAGGCAAGAUGUUUUUCUUUUUUCAAUAAUUUGGUUUGUCAAUCAUUCACUCACUCGUGUACUCGCGUACUUUAAAAUUGAUCAUUAAUCACUACAGCCGUUCGAAUACGAGUUAUAAAUAAUAUUUGAAAUUUUUUUUAUUAGUUUUGCAUCGGAGCCAAUUUCGUUAUCAAAAUUAUUGAGAUUCCAGUCGUUGUAAUCAUUAUUAAUAUUAUAAUGCAUAUUAUAUAAUAUUUAUCAAUAACUUUAUUAUUUUUUUCUCAUUGUUGCAUACAUAACUAUUCGAAUAAAUUAUUCUCAUUAAAUCGCUAUGUACACAACAUUUCGUUUAUUGCACAAAUUUUCCGUCGUAAAAAAAUUAUUCCCGAUCUCGCACAAUCGUAAAACGUUUCAUCAUAUUUGUAGGUAUGUAAAUCUCGAUGGUGUAUAUUAAACAUUUAAAAAUAAUGUAAUCAUUCGAAUAUAUAUAUAAUACUCGAGAAGUGGUCUCGUAUAAUCUCGCACAGCACUGUUCAUUAUUCAAUUCACAAUAUAGCUAUUGCAUAAGAAAAAUUAUGACCGAAAUUCAUGUCAUUUUACUACAUCUUCGUGUUUCUUAUUAAAUUAUUUAUUUAUUUUUCGCUAUACUCUAUCGUAUAAUGCACAGUCAAGCCCGAGUAUAUAUCCGAUUCGCUCGCAAACUUUCCAGUACUUAGGUUUUUUAUUUUUAUUUAUUUAUUUAUUUAUUUACUUUAUUCCAUCCUUUUAUUUAGUUCUCCUGUACAAUUUUGUGUAAAUUGUAAUUGCAAUGCAUGCUCAUCCUCAAGAUAAUAUAAGACGGUCUUGUAUACUUGAUAAUUGGUGAAAAAUUACGUGUUCUGACUAGAAUCGUGGCUGCGGUACAUUGUAUUUUUUAUUAAUUUUUCUUUUUUUUUCAAUAAACGAUUACUAGCUAACCUUUUUCUCGGUAACUGUAUCGAGGUCAAAUGUAAUAAAAAAUUAUUCUUUGCACUGCAGUUCUUGUGAUUGGAGAAAAAAAAAAACAAGAAAAAAAAAAAUUAAUUGUCUCUGUUUAUCUAAACAUCCUGCCGCAGCGUUGAUCAAUUAAUCGGUAUAUCAUUGAAUCUGAGCUUAGAAUCGGUAUACAAAAGAGAGAUACAAUACAUUUAUACGUGGAAAAAAAAUUGUACUG
This is a messenger RNA of Neodiprion fabricii, 2889 nucleotides long. Its product is annotated as protein FAM136A-like. The record is from RefSeq and is a predicted model, not a curated record. The transcript has 3 exons. Gene Ontology annotation, cellular component: cytoplasm. NCBI's taxonomy places the organism in Eukaryota, Metazoa, Arthropoda, Insecta, Hymenoptera, Diprionidae. The coding region runs from base 105 to 536 and encodes 143 amino acids.